Molecule: messenger RNA, 3248 nt
Organism: Astrephomene gubernaculifera
Lineage: Eukaryota; Viridiplantae; Chlorophyta; Chlorophyceae; Chlamydomonadales; Astrephomenaceae
Source: the annotation of a GenBank genome assembly
CCAUCGACAUGAUACUGUAAAGAUCUAACAGACAGCUCGUUCCCGUAAAAUUGCCAUGGCGACUCCUAGUAAGAUACCCUCUGGAAAUGGCACUAGGUGCUCCACAGGGCAAAAGACAUGUCAAUAUUUUACCACUUCGACUCCGCGAGUGCCUGUACCGUCCUCGCGCUUGCACGAGCCUCGCUCGACCGCAACACGAUGGCAGGUGUUGCCCCUCCCAGCCCGCAUCAUGAAAUCGCGAACCUCUAUUCUAGCUCGUAGCUCUACAGCGGUUACGGACGCCCAGCCGGAGCUGUCACCCGCGACAAACAAUGCCGACCAGCUUGCGUCCCAACAGCUUGGCGUAACAGCCGAGAGUCUCAUGCCCAGCCAGCUAACUUGGCCCAGCCGCUCUCAUGGAUGCGGUGCAGUAACACCGGCGGAUAUCGGCUCAACAAUCACAAUUUGCGGUUGGGUUGACCGCAACCGUGACAUGGGCGGUGUGCAAUUCUUCGAUGUCCGCGACCACACCGGCCUUUUGCAGGUCAUCUGCGAGCCUCAGAGCGCUGCCCCAGAGGUCUCCCGCGUGGCCUCUCGCCUGCGUAACGAAUAUGUGGUUUGCGUGACGGGGGUGCUGCGCGCUCGCAAGGACCCCAACCCCAGGCUUCCCACCGGCCAGUUGGAGCUGGUAGCCAGCGGCGUGCAGCUGCUCAACGUGGUGAGUCGCCCGCUGCCCUUCCCCGUCAGCGAGGCGGAGGAGGCGGAGCCGCCGCGGGAGGACACACGGCUGCGGCACCGGGUGCUGGACCUGCGUCGCCCCAAGAUGGCUGCCAACCUGCGUCUGCGGCACCGGCUGCUGCGCCUGAUCCGGGGUUACCUUGAGGAGCGGCACGGCUUCACGGAGGUGGAGACGCCCAUCCUCACGCGCUCCACUCCGGAGGGGGCGCGGGACUACCUGGUGCCCUCGCGCGUCCAGCCCGGCGAGUGGUACGCGCUGCCGCAGUCUCCGCAGCUGUUCAAGCAGAUGCUGAUGGUGGCGGGGCUGGACAGGUACUACCAGAUCGCCCGGUGCUUCAGGGACGAGGACCUCCGCUCCGACCGUCAGCCCGAGUUCACCCAGCUGGACCUGGAGGCUGCGUUCAUGGACGAGCGGGCGCUGCAGGGACUGGUGGAGGGGCUGGUGGCGGAGGUGUUCCAGCAGCUGCUGGGCGUAUCGCUGCCCGCCCCCUUCCGCCGCAUGACGUACAGCGAGGCCAUGGAGCGGUACGGCAGUGACAAACCCGACCUGCGCUUCGGGCUGGCGUUCGAGGACGUGACGGAGGCGGUGCGGGACUGCGGGUUCAAGGUGUUUUCCUCUGCCGUGUCGGAGGGCGGGGUGGUGAAGGCGAUCCGGGUACCCGACGGCUCCCGCAUCAGCAACAGCCGCGUGAAGCCCAGGGGGGACAUCGCGAACGAGGCGGUGGCGGCGGGUGCCGCCGGUCUGGUGCCCCUGCGUAUCGCCCCGGACGGCUCGCUGGACGCGGGCAAGGCGGUGCGGGAGGGGCUGAGCGGGGCGCAGGUGCAGCAGCUGGUGCAGGGCACGGGGGCGCAGCCGGGCGACCUGCUGCUGCUGGCAGCCGGCCCCCGCCCCACCGUGCUGCGGGCGCUGGACAGAGUACGGCAGCUGCUGGGGCGGGAGCUGGGGAUGAUUCAGCCCGGCCAGCACUCGCUGCUGUGGGUGGUGGACUUCCCCAUGUUCGAAUACAACCAGGAGGAGGGGCGGCUGGAGGCCAUCCACCACCCCUUCACCGCGCCCCACCCCGACGACUGGGCAGCUGGGGACUACGCAAAUGCACGUGCGCUGGCGUACGAUCUCGUAUACAAUGGAGUGGAGAUCGGCGGCGGCAGUCUGCGCAUCUACCGGCGGGACAUCCAGCAAAAGGUGUUCGAGCUGAUUGGCCUGACCCCCUCCGAGGCCCAGUCCAAGUUUGGCUACCUGCUGGACUGCUUCGAGUACGGCGCGCCCCCGCACGGCGGCCUGGCGUUCGGGCUGGACCGGCUGGCCAUGCUGCUGGCGGGGGCGCCCUCCAUUCGGGACGUCAUCGCAUUCCCCAAGACAACGCAGGCGCAGUGCGCGCUAACAGGCGCCCCCGCCCCCGUGUCUGACAAGCAACUAGGUGAGCUGCACAUCGCGAUUGCCACCGGCGAUGACAACAACAGCAACAACAACAGCAGCGGCAACGGCAACGAUGGCAAUUAGAUGGUACACGCACAGCAACCACGGAAGAUGCUAGCGGCAACGGCUGGCAGCAGGACGAAGAAGAAAAGGAGGAGGAGGAGGCGGACCAGCGGCCUCAGAGUGCCUCCCUAUUUUGACUCCCUUCAGACCUGUACUGGGACGUGACCGACGUAUGCCCGAUACAGCCGAUCGUUGUGAUGUGGGGCAGCAGCGGAGGCAGGUGAGGCCAGUCGCGUGCUGGAUGGCUGGCCGGUUCAGCGCGGCGGAGGCGGCAGGUGCCAGUCUGGGUGGGGGGGCAGGUAUGGAGGUGUGCAGGUGUCUGAUGCUUGGGAGGGAUAUCAGGUGGGUGCGAAAUAUAUUUGUGUUUCGGUGGUCAAGUGGGCAGUAGGGGAGUAGGGUGGGUGACUGGGGAGGGAGUGCAGUGCAGAGCGCAGAGCGGGUAUGCGUGCGGUUUUGGGGAGUGCUUUCCACAGGGUAGGGGGCGAUGUACGGCUGCUUGGGGCGGUUCGUGCAAGGGUUUAGUACGACAGCGGUGACCGUUGUAAGGGGUGUUGGCCUGCGAGUAGGGUAUGCGCCAGGAAGGCUACUGCCCGGUGCUGUCGAGUUGGGAGUGAAGUUAGGGCUUUGGGACCACGGCUGUUGUCACCUGGCAGUUAGCCAUGCACGCAUACGAGUCCAGGGCUGCCGGUUAUGGGGGUUUAGAAGUGUAGAGAGGAAUGGGGCAGCGACAAGAGGUUGUGCGCUUUGUGGGGCUUAUGGGGACUCCAGGGGGAGAUUGUGCUUUGGGGUAAUGAGAAAACCAACAGUGUACUGGGGAAAGGGUGGGAGUGGAAGGGAACAGUGACGUGUAUAGUGGUGAGCUGACGUCAUUUCCAUUACAGCUUAAGCGUCGACAGGGGGUAGGCUGGAUGGAUCAGUCGGGAUUGUAGCUAACAGCAUUUGAACUUGUCGGGUUACGGCGGGUUGGAGGAAGGCUUGGUCGAGGGGAGUGGGUUAUGAACGCCCCGUAGCCAAUCGCGCGACAAUCUCGAAGCUAUGUUUUGAACACGAC